Messenger RNA from Aricia agestis (brown argus), 1881 nucleotides. RefSeq names its product ecdysteroid-phosphate phosphatase (gene Epp). NCBI's taxonomy places the organism in Eukaryota, Metazoa, Arthropoda, Insecta, Lepidoptera, Lycaenidae. Bases 100 to 1332 code for a protein of 410 amino acids. The record is from RefSeq and is a predicted model, not a curated record. The transcript has 9 exons.
GACUAGAUUCGAUUGGCUACCAAGACGUCAGAUCGCACUGGUAGUUUGCUGAGCAUAGUAAGGGAACAUCUACUGUAAAUAUCUCGUGACGGGACAACAAUGAAAGUAUUUUUUUGUAUUAAAAAUGCCGCUCGAGUUAUAGAAAACUUGCUGUCAAAAAGCACCCCAUAUUCAGGAGUAAGUUUAUAUUUUCGUGAAUUGCCUGGCUUUAAUACACACAAAACUAGAGUGCUUAAGAGGACAAUGUCAGAAAAACAUAACACAAGUGCAGAUAGUAUGGAGAAAAAUAAGAACACCUACCCAUAUGAAGAUGCAGAAAAAAUGGGCUUAGAGCAGUCAGAAAAGUCUUUCAGUGAAUGGAGUGAUUACUGGGAAUCUGUAAGGCAAGAUAAACAACCAAAUGUACUAAAGGAUAUGCAUGAGCCUGGUUAUGAUUGGAAGGCCAAUGUUAAUGGAGGAAAUCAUUCAACAGUAGAUACAAAAUACGAGAGCAAAUCUAGUUCAAAAAAUGAUGAAGCAUCUAGAUGGGUUUUUGCAAUGCGACACGGUGAACGAGUCGAUCUUACCUAUGGGUCAUGGGUUCCAUACUGUUUUGAUGAAAAUGGUACAUACACACGGAAAGAUCUUAACAUGCCAGAAAAAUUAACUGAAAGAGUGGGCGGCGCGGAGUCGUACGCGCGCGACUCUCCGCUGACGCGCGUGGGGGCGCUGCAGGCGGCGCUGGUGGGAGAGGGGCUACGCGCGGCCGGCGUGCGCCUCAGGCACGUGUACGCCUCCGCCGCGCUGCGCUCCGUCGCCACCGCGCAUCACAUGCUCAAAGGUUUGCAAGCUGAUCCAUCCGUGAAAAUAAGGGUUGAGCCAGGAAUAUUCGAAUAUAAAAAAUGGUAUGCAGCCAAGGGUCUAGCUCCCUUCAUGACACCGCAAGAGCUACAUAAUGCCGGAUAUAACGUCGACUUAAAUUAUAAACCAUAUGUCAAUCUCGGUUUAAACACUGAUGAAACUGUUGAAGAAUAUUAUCAACGAAACGAAUUUGUUAUACAUUCCGCAGUUAGGGACACGAAGGAAGAAGGUGGCAACAUUAUUUUCGUCGGUCAUGCGGCAACAUUGGAGGUUACUGCGACCGCACUUCAUCGAUUGGAAAAAAAAGAGGAAUUCCCGCCAUAUGAGAUUAGUGACACUCUUCUACUGGUGCCCUACUGCGCAAUUGCGGCCCUACGUGAAGGGCCAUGGCGUUUGGUGGCGCCGCCCUGCCCGCCCUUUGCCAGCACCAGCUCAGGGCGCUUCAACUGGAAGAUACUCCAAGACAUUGUUGCGCCGUCCCAAGAGAAAUAAACGUCGUGUCAUUUACAGGUUUGACACAAAUGCCCGUUAAAGUGAUGUCACACUGGUUAUAUUUUGAACAUUUCUAUAAUAAUAGAAAGAAAAAAAAAAUCUUUGUCAUAAAACAUUUUCCUCGGGUGGUAUUUGUAAUAUUUCUUUCUAGAAUAGUAGGUCUAUUGAAGUUAUUAUUCAUGAUUUGGACGUUAUUAUUCAUGAUAUCUAUAGGUACUAUCAGUUGACUAUAGAUCUCAUGCGAAAACACUUAAUUAUUGUUUGUGCCUAUGUUCAAUUUAAUGUUAAAUAAGACAUUUUAUAUAAGACAAUGCAAGCAUUGAAGAUCUUUUUCUUUGUAUUUACAAGUGUAAAUAUUGAUUUAUGUAACUCUUAACAGACACCUAUUCCUACUUAGUUAUUACCACAGGUUUUAGAAGUAAUACUUAUUACAGUAUGUAACUGUCAAGCAAAUAAUUUAUUGUCAUUUUUAAGAACAAUUGUGUACAAAGAGGGUUGUGAAAACCAUAAAUCUUAUAAUUUUAAGCGGUAAAAAGAUCUUAAAAUGUU